ACUGCUCAUGAAGUCAAACGUGUUUUGAUAUUCUGUUUUUGUUUGUUGUUUUGUUUGCAUUUUCAAGGCUAAUGGAGGUGUGUGUCAUUGCCAAGUGCACAUAUAAGUCGGAAACCAUCAUGUUUUCAGUUUCAUCAGAGUCAUCCAUGGUUGAUAUUUUGAAGACUUUGUGUCUGAGGUUUAGGGGUUUGCAGUUGGGUUGUUUCACAUUACGGUAUUCGGUGCCCAGUUAUCCGAGUUGUUUUCUAGAAACGGAUAGCGAUUUGGACUUGAUGAGGACAUUUUUGUUGAUAUCAAAUGAGAAGACUGUUGAUAUUUUAGUGAAGGAUUUAUGUGGGAGCAGUGAAUAUAGUGGUGAUUUUUGUGUAAAUAAGGAGUUGAUAGCAUGUGAAAAGGGCGAGUCGUCGUGUUCUAGUACUGUCGAAGACAGAAACGAGUUUUUGGGCAGGUCGAGGAGAGCAAGUGCUAAGCCUUUGUUGUCGAAUGAGUGGGAGACAUACAUACAUCAUGUGGGGCAGAAGUUUGACGGUGGUGCAGAGGAGUUCCGGUUGAAAUUGUGCAAGUACGCUCUUGAAGUAGGAUUUAAUUUUGAAUAUGCCGGCAAUGACAAGAAGCGGGUGGUUGCUGUUUGUUCGAAUAAGAAAUUGGAGGGUUGCAGCUGGCGUGUUUAUGCUUCUCGUUGUGAAGCUACUGGCAGUUUUGUAAUUCGGACGUUAAAUAAUGUUCAUACAUGUGCGGGUCGGAUACGGGAAUCAAAGAGUAAGAUGAUGAGGUCUCGUGUGGUGUCCUCCCUCAUUGUGGACAGAAUUCGUGCAAAACCAGAGCUGAAGCCAGUUGAGAUUAUACACGAGUUCAAAGAUUAUUAUGGUAUAGACAUUUCAUACUACCACGCAUGGUUUGGCAAAGAGUUAGCUAAAUUGGACGUUCACGGUGAUGAGUCGAAGUCCUUCAACGAGUUAGUGUGGUAUGUGGACGCCGUAAAGGAAACUAACACUAGUUCUCUUUGCACUCUUGAUUGUGAAGCUGGAAUUAAUCGCUUUCGACGAGCAAGUACAAGGGGCAGCUUCUGUGUGCUUUCGGGAAAGAAUGGAAAUCAAGGGUUUUAUCCUCUAGCUUUUGGAGUUGUUGAUUCUGAGACAGAGGAGAAUUGGACUUGGUUUCUUCAACAUUUGGCUUCUAUAUUGCUACCGAUGGGGAGAGUGGUGACCUUUUUCUCGGACCGCAAUCAAGGUUUGUUAAAUGCAAUGGGGUUUGUGUUUCCCGGAUGGCCUCAUUCUUACUGUUAUUAUCACCUCAAACAGAAUUUGAUAUCAAAGUACCCGAAGUCAGGUUAUGGGAAACUGCUCCAAGACCGUGUUAUCAAUUUAUUUAGUAGAUGCGCAUAUGCUGUUACGGAGGAAGAGUUUAAGGUAGCAAUGGAGGAGUUGGUGAUUGUUGGGAGUUCGAAAGUGAAGACAUUUAUAUCUGAUUUGUCUAGAGAUCACUAUGCCAACGCAUUUUUCAAAGGAAUGCGUUAUGGGGAGAUGGCAAACAGUUUAGCGGAGUCCUUUAAUAAUUGGGUUGGUGUGUUUCGAGAUUUGCCGGUGCUACCUUUGAUAGAAGGGAUUCGACAGAAAUUGAUGGUAUUGAAUUCUCAACGAAGAAUUGAAGCGGAGAAGUGGACAACAGUUUUGUGUCCGGAGAUGGAGACUAGACUUUGUGAAAAUGCAGAGGCCGGUAGGACUUGGGCAGUUCGUCGUUCUAAUAGCACUGUUUUUGAAGUAUUUGCUGAUUAUUCUGUGAUGGUUGAUCUCGAGCAAAGGACUUGUUCUUGCCGUCUUUGGCAAAUUGACGGUUUUCCUUGCACAUAUGCGGUGGCUGCAAUCCUAGCAAAGAGAGAUUCAGUUUAUGAUUACGUGGAGUGUUACUACAAAACCGACUUCUUUCGAAAAGCCUAUGAGAGUCCUAUUUUUCCUAUUCCAGAUAUUGGGAAAGGAUUGGGCAGCAAUGGUUCUGCCGCUGGAGUUGUGCUUCCGCCAAUUACAAAGAGGCCAGCCGGAAGACCACCAACAAAGAGGAUCAAAGUUUUUGGUGAAUUUAAAAGGCCAUUGAAAUGCAGUCGGUGCAGUGUUGCUGGGCACAAUAGGAAGACUUGCAAGGCUAUUAUAUGA
Molecule: messenger RNA, 2150 nt
Organism: Prunus persica (peach)
Lineage: Eukaryota; Viridiplantae; Streptophyta; Magnoliopsida; Rosales; Rosaceae
Exons: 4
Coding region: 72-2150 (692 amino acids)
Molecular function (GO): zinc ion binding
Source: RefSeq, a predicted model, not a curated record